Molecule: messenger RNA, 1362 nt
Organism: Cadophora gregata
Lineage: Eukaryota; Fungi; Ascomycota; Leotiomycetes; Helotiales; Ploettnerulaceae
Exons: 1
Coding region: 1-1362 (453 amino acids)
Molecular function (GO): catalytic activity
Source: RefSeq, a predicted model, not a curated record
AUGAGGAUCGGGGGAUACAACAAUCUGUACAGGAUACGAAUCGAGGGAAUUCAAGACGAUGUUAUUAUUCGACUGCCUCAGCCUACCCUAGCCCAAUUCCCGUGUGAAAAGACACUCGGGGAGGCAGCAAUAGCGACCUUCGUUACACAGAAUACUCAGGUCCCAGUUCCUCGAGUUCUCUUCCACGGAGUGUCCACAGCAGAUUCUGAAGUUGGGCCUUUCAUUAUUAUCCAACAUAUUGAAAAUUGCGGGUCUAUGUCGCAUGCGCUGGCGAUGCCUAACGAGCAGGACCCCAGCGAGGCUCACAUGCUGAAUCCCGACAUAUCUGAGAAUGUGCUUGAGGACUUUUACAACAAAGUGGCGGUCCACCUAUUACAGCUAUUCAAACCCAGUUUCCCCCGCAUCGGCUCUCUGGCCCAAAUUAGUGAGAAUGAGUUCUCAGUAAGGGGACGGCCGAUAACUCAGAACAUGAACAGCAUGCUCCAGCUUGCGAAUAUUCCACGGGCCACCCUUCCUUCCAAGGACAGAACGUACAGGACCGCUGAUGAAUGGUAUGUUGCAUUGGCAGAGAUGCACAUAGCACAACUUGUUUUUCAACAUAACGAUCUUGUUACAACGGCCGACGACUGUCGGAACAAAUUCGUGGCACGCCAGCUCUUUCUUAAACUGGCCAAACAGGGUCGGCUAUCGACUUUCGGGUUCGAGGAGGACGAUUGGUCUGCCCAAUCUAAGAGCCAAGCCUUGGCGCUUUCCCCAGCUCCUAGCGGGUCAAAUUCCUUUAGGAUUUGGUGUGAUGAUCUCCGAGCAAGUAACAUUCUCUUAAACGAGGCCAAUGAUAUAGUUGCCGUUAUCGAUUGGGAAUUUGCAUAUAUUGCUCCCACUCAAUUCUCUUUGGACCCACCCUGGUGGCUGCUACUAAAUGUGCCUGAGAUGUGGCACAGCAACAUUGAUGAUUGGACUCACAUCUACGACAUCCGUCUGAAAACUUGGCUGCGAGCAAUGGAGAAAGCCGAAGAGAGCAUCAAGACAGAGACGCAAGAGUUUAAGAUAUCUAGAUAUAUGCGGGAGAAUUGGGAGACAGGUCGAUUUUGGCUCAAUUAUGCUGCGAGGAAGAGCUGGGCUUUCGAUACUAUUUACUGGAGGUACCUAGAUAAUAGAUUCUUCGGUGAAAGAGAAGGAGAUAUCCCGAAGCAGGGCCUUUGGAAGACGAGAGUUCACCUAUUGAGUAAGAGGGAAAGAAGUGCAAUGGAGUUCUUCGUGGAGAGAAAGAUGGAAGAGUCUAAAAAUCGGAUCUUGGUUGAUUGGGACGACGAACAAGUCAGGGUCCGCUUGGGCGAAGUGUUGUUCGAUGAUGAUGAUUAG